AUGGUCUCGCUGUGGGGAUCAAAAAACGACGACGAGCAGGCCGACGAUGGCUCGACUACACCCAGAGGUUCGACUGAAGAUAGCAGACGGCCUCCUUCAAGACGCUCCUACGAGCGAAGAGAGCGUGAAGCAGAUGAGAGAACCAGACUCUUGCCUGCUCAACCCCGUCCUCCUCACUCAGAUGGUUAUCUCGACCCCGAUGACCCAGCUGUCUCACCUUACAACCUAUGGACCGUCCGCUUUUUGAGAUACCUCACCGUUCUGUUCUUCCUCAUCAACUUCAUCUGGUGGGUUCUGCUCUUCGUGAGCAUCUUUGUCUCUCCUCCCGGUCUGCACACCAGAGGUUCUGGCUUCUUCGACUUUUCCUACACCACCCUGACUGCCGGUAACCUUCUGGUCGCCAUCCUCUUCUUCGCCGCACCAUCCAAGGCCAUGCGUAUCACCAUGGGCAUCAUCACCGGUAUCUUGGCCAUUGAUCUGAUCAUGAUCCUUGCCCUUCCUCGCCUGAGAGUUGAGGAGGGCUGGCCAGGUAUCGCCUCGAUCGCAUGGGCUACACUCAUUGGCCUUUGGUGUGUCAUUACCGACAGAGUUGUGGCCUGGGGCAAGCGCGAGGAAGAGGAGCGUCUUACUGGUCGUGCCGAGACACGCAGAACACUGCGCGAGUGGCUGGCUGUUUCUCUGGCUACCUUGAUCCUCAUCGUCUACGCUGUCAUUGCUGUCCUCAUGACCGCAACCCUCGUCUUGCGUGCUCGCGAUGCCACAUUGGAAAUGGACGGUGAGCGCUACUACGUUGACGGCGACAAGUACCAGGUCCACCUUGCCUGCUUGGGCAAUGUCACCUACAACGCUGCUGGCGAUGCCAACCCCACUCUCUUGCUUGAAGCUGGCGAGGUUCCUUCUGAGUACGACUUCGAGCAUUGGGCUUAUGCAGCCUACCAAAACGGCACCAUUGACCGCUACUGCUACUGGGAUCGUCCUGGCUACGCUUGGUCUGACAGCGCUCCCAGCCCCCACAGCGCCGGUAUGUCCGCUGACGCUUUGUCGGAGGCUUUGGCUGUUGCCGGUGAGGAGGGUCCCUUCAUCUUGGUUUCUGCUGGCUACGGUUCCAUCGUUUCGCGUAUCUUCUCUGCUCGUCACGUUCGCAACAUUGCCGGUAUCAUGAUGAUCGACCCUCUUCACGAGGACCUCCUCCACCGCAUCGGUGGUGCCUACAGAGGUUUCGUUCUUUGGGGCUGGGGUAUCAUCUCACCCCUCGGUCUCCAGCGUAACUUCGGUGCCAUCUUCAACGGUCGCACUCGCGAGGACCGUGUCUAUGGCCGUUCUGCUUACCAGGGUGGCAAGUUCAUCAAGGCCCAGCUCCAGGAGAACCUCAUCGCCGAGUCCUUGACCAAGAACGAGGUCGCCAGCGCCCGCACCAUUCAGACUCCCGACGUCCCUCUCGUCAUCAUCAGCAGUGGCAUCAGCAACCGCCGUGACAGCGAGUGGGAGCGCAAGCAACGCGACCUUACCAAGCUCACCGAGAACCUCAUCAGCUGGGAUGUCGUCAACAAAGCACCCCACGAGGUCUGGAGAACCCUUGACGGCAGAAAUGUCAUGGACAAGAGACUGAAGGACAUCGUAAAGCAGAACUACAAGGCUUACUCUAUCAACUCUGAAGAGUAA
Molecule: messenger RNA, 1662 nt
Organism: Aureobasidium pullulans EXF-150
Lineage: Eukaryota; Fungi; Ascomycota; Dothideomycetes; Dothideales; Saccotheciaceae
Exons: 2
Coding region: 1-1662 (553 amino acids)
Source: RefSeq, a predicted model, not a curated record